ACUAACGCGCCGCAACAUCUAUACCAACCAAUUUGCUACAUCUCUUUACAUUUGCAUUCUUUACACGAGAGAGCAUUUGAAGAAAAUAAUGUCCAGGCUACGAUUUGGCAGAUCGAACGACGGAUAUCGUCUCGUAUCCAAUGAUGAUAGUGGUUUCUCUGACGCUCAGUUUGAAGCACCACCACCGAAGAUUCCAUGGAAAGCCAUAACAUUAGCUGCAUUUCUGUUUUUGGUCGGGACAAUCCUUCUUAUAGUUGGAAGCUUGAUAGUGACUGGUCACAUUGACACAAAAUAUUCAGAUAGGUUGUGGCCUAUGAUCAUUUUAGGAGGCAUAAUGUUUCUUCCUGGAGCUUAUCACAUAAGGAUAGCGUACUGCGCAUAUAAGCAGUAUCCAGGAUAUAGUUUUACAGACAUUCCAGAAUUUGAUUAGCACUAGUAUCUCACUGUAUUUGAGAUUCAAAUAAGUAACAUGCAACACAAAUCAUCUUCCUGAAUAAUGUAGUUAAUUUCAAUUGUAUAUAUCCUUAUCACUUUUUAGUGAUUACUUAUUAUUUGUUGCUAGUUCUUUUAAUUAAUUCCACAAAAUUUUGCUUUAUAACUAUAAUUUUAAAUUAUAGUAGUAAGAUUAUUUAGUUACAUUUAUUUUUGGGCAAAUUUAAAUUAAAUUUAAUUCUCAUGAUGAAGUCUGUUUUAAACAGAAUGCACAGUGUGACUGAGCAGAAACUGUCAAGAAAACAGUUAAAUUAAUAUUUUUCAAAUCUCAUAUAAAAGGUAAGAGGCAUGAUUUAGAAUAUUGUUAAUGUUAUUGGCAACAGUGAGUAACAAACCAAGACUGUGGUCUUGUUACAAUAACUAGCAAAGGGGUUGAGCAAUACAUUGAAGAAAUAUUAGGGUUGUCACAUGAAUGUGGAACAGGCCUUUCUAAUCAAUUCUAAUUAAGGCCAGACUAAUUAUCAGACGAUCAUUAUGGCUAGACAUUUGAUUUUGAGGUUGCAGUCACAGAAAAAAUCCUAAUGAGCGAUUAAAUUGACAAGACUGCUUAAUGCUUACCCUUACACUCACUUAUCAUUCUGCUGAUCCCACAGAAUGAUUCCAACACUACACCAAGCUAAUAAUGGCAAAUAAAACCGUUUUGCUUGGAAUACUUGUUAGCAUUAUUCUCUGAUGAACCCCAGUCCGACUGACAUACAGACUAUUGUAAAAUAUAAGCUUAGUGAGCUGGAUGUGAGGGCAUUAUUAUCAAUUUCUCUAAGUGUGGAUAUUAUGAAAUUAUGCAUUUUUGUCUGUUCUGGCAUUACUGUGUAGACAAUAUAUAAAUAGUUUAACUCUGAGCCGAUAUGGUUGCACAUGGAUAUUAGGAAUCUCAUGCCACUGUUAACCAUUGAAUGUGCAUAGCUUCAUUUAAUGUAUGAAUACCUAAUACUAUCAAAUUAUAGACAUUUAAGAUGCAUGCUAUUUAUUAAAUGUUCAUGUUAAUUUAAUAAUUAUUUCACGAUUAACCACCAAAACCAGAAGUAUUUGUUUGCCAUUUUUUUAUUUUUGAACUAUAAAAUCCUUUCUAUAAAAUAACAUGAAUUUCUUAACUACUCAUAAUGUUUUUGUGGAUAGAAGACUUCAACUUUGUGGGUUGUCAAGUGGGAGAUGUCAUUCACUUGUGUGAUGACUGGGCUCUGUUAACUACAUAACACUACGUGACUAGUGAGUUUGCUAAUCCAUCAAUAAAAAAUAAA
Bombyx mandarina (wild silkworm) is the source of this 1730-nucleotide messenger RNA. Its product is annotated as transmembrane protein 230. NCBI's taxonomy places the organism in Eukaryota, Metazoa, Arthropoda, Insecta, Lepidoptera, Bombycidae. Gene Ontology annotation, cellular component: endomembrane system. The record is from RefSeq and is a predicted model, not a curated record.